GAGCAGUGACCCUCGGCGGGCCCUGUCCCGGGGCCCGUUGCCCCCCGGCUGUGGGGAAGCCCCCACGUUCCGUCGGGUUUGGCGGUUGCAGCUAAACUUCCCACCAGGCCUAUGGAGCCACAAGGGAUUGUCAAAGCCUUUCCCAAGAGGAAGAAGGUGAGGGAUGACUCAGGGAAAAGCAUCCCUCCAAAGAUCCCAAAAGAGGAAGGAUCAGAGAUAUCUGGGGCAGAAUGGCUGAAACCAGUCACUGCCUACGUGUUGCAAGCUGGCAUUGGCCAAGCCAGGGCAGAGAUCUUCCACAAGCAGAUUGUCCAGAAUGGCGGUGUUAUACGCAACCAGCUUUCCUCAGAGGUGACACACGUCAUUGUGGCUGAAGACAUGGACUGUGAUCGGGCCUUUCGUCUCCUUAAAUUAACCAAGCUACCUUCAGGGUUGCAGCUAGUGAAGGCAUCCUGGCUAAGUGCUUGCAUCAGAGACCAGAAGCUGCUGAGUACCGCCGGCUAUGGUGUCUUUAUCCCUCGCAGGUACCUGGAGGAGGGAGAACUGCAGAAAGAGCAGCAGCAGGUCCUGAGAGGUGAAGAGAUCCAGCCCCCAGCAGAGGAGGGAGCAGUGAAACCAAAUACUGAAGGAGAGGUUGGGAAUUCUUUGCAGCGAGGCCUGGGUACCCUUGGACGUCAGCAGCUGGCUGAGAAAAUCUCUGAUGAUGAAGACAGUGAAGGAGAAGAUGCUAGUGUCACCCAGGGAGAUCUGGAAGCUUUGAUUUCUGGCCGCUACCCUGUGAAAUCAUCGGAGGAGACCAGUGACAGCUCUUCUGCGGUGGCCCAGCCUGCCAGCAAGUGGGUUUGUGCCCAUUCAUCCAACAGCAAGAAGGAUAAUCACAACCAGUGCAUUACAGAGAAGCUGGAAGUGCUGGCAAAGGCCUAUUCUGUCCAGGGGGACAAGUGGAGAGCUCUGGGCUAUGCCAAAGCCAUCAAUGCACUCAAGAGCUACCACAAACCAGUCACGUCCUACCAGGAAGCCUGUAAAAUCCCUGGGAUUGGGAAGCGAAUGGCAGAGAAGAUCCUGGAGAUCUUGGAGAGUGGGCACCUGCGCAAGCUGGAUCACAUUAGUGAGAGUGUGCCUGUGCUGGAGCUGUUUUCCAACAUCUGGGGAGCGGGAGUCAAGACAGCUCAGAUGUGGUACCAGCAGGGUUUCCGGACACUGGAUGAUAUCCGCACCAAGGCGACUCUCACCAGCCAGCAAGCUGUGGGGCUGAAGCACUACACGGAUUUUCUGGAGCGCAUGCCUCGGGAGGAAGCUGCAGAAAUAGAACAGACCGUCAGACAAGCUGCCCUGGCCCUGAAGCCCGGGCUUGUGUGUGUGGCAUGUGGCUCCUACCGUCGGGGGAAGCCCACCUGUGGAGAUGUGGAUGUGCUGGUCACUCACCCAGAUGGGCAGUCUCACCGUGGAGUGUUCAGCAAGCUGCUUGACAGCCUCCACAGGAGCGGCUUCCUUACAGAUGACCUGGUGAGUCAGGAGGACAACGGAGAUCAGAAGAAGUACCUGGGGGUGUGCCGCCUCCCUGGACCAGCCCAGCGUCACCGACGGCUUGACAUCAUCGUGGUGCCUUACAGUGAGUUUGCCUGCGCCCUGCUCUACUUCACUGGCUCAGCUCACUUCAACCGCUCCAUGCGGGCCCUGGCCAAGACCAAGGGCAUGAGCCUCUCGGAGCAUGCCCUCAGCACAGCUGUGGUGCGAGGCCCUGGAGGCGUCAAGGUGGCAUCUGGCCAUACUCUGCCCACCCCUACAGAGAGAGAUGUCUUCAUUCAGCUGGGGCUGCCUUACCGGGAGCCCUCAGAACGUGACUGGUAACAGCUGGUUGUGACCCAACACCCUGGACUCACUGCUGUGCUGCUAUUUUGAAGGGUGCUGGUUUCCCUAGUGCUGCUCUGUGGUGACUGCAGGCUGGGGAACAUAUCGCAGCAAACUGGGGCUCCUUGCGAGCGCAGGGUCCUGUAGCAGGGCUGUGUGGCUUCACGCAGUAGAGGCCGUGGGCUGGAACCAUGCUGGAGGUGCUGCCUGAUGCUACACACGGCCUCUUGUGUCAUAGCUCUCAGGCAGCCGUUGGCUGCCAAAGGGGCUUGCUGCCCAUCAGCUACACUGGCCCUGCUCUCUCUGGGAAAACUUCAGAAGGCUGGGCUGCAGAGCCUUGUGAUCCAGCCCCUCCCACUUCCUGGGAACGGGGGAAGUGGGAUAUGUCUUCCUUUGUGCCUGAGCACAGAAACUCCAAAAUCUCUGGUCUGAGCUGUGUAUGAAGGGAGCUGGCUUCUGUUUUGGCCCUAGAACAGGCCUUCCCCCUUCUCGCUGCUGCUAGCAGUUGCUACUGCAGGAAUCAUGAAGGGUCCCCUGUUGCUGCUGCUGUGUCCUCGCUCCAUCUGAACCAACUUGUGUUCUCUGGUGGGUCUCACCUGCACAGAGCAGGGCUGCUGCGACUGCCAGCAGCUUCCCCUGGUGCCAGGUAAGCCUUGAAGGAGGCGUAGGGACCCGAUGUGCUGUGCCUGCUUGCUCUGAGCCCGUUGUGUGCUGUGAUUCCCCCUGGUCUGGCCCCAAGGGCUUCUUUCCUCUCAGUGCAGGAGAGGAGCGGACCUCGUGGCUCCGGGGAGCUGUGCUUAGGAAGGGUUUGAAUGUAAUGGCACUGAAUGUAAUCCAGCAGGGCUGUGUGUAUGUGCAUAGGAGGCACAGAGGCAGAGAAAAACAUGAAGAGGUAGUUUAGUUCUAAUUUGGGCGAAGCAAAGCUUUCCCUUUGUAGGUGUGGAAGCCAUGGAGUCAUCUGGUCUUUGAUCAGAGUGUGCGUGUGUAUUUGAGUAUACAUGGACAUGUGUCCUGGCCCCAUCAGUUCCAUGGGAGUGAUUUUUAUUUCUCAGGAAACGUCAACUAUCUCGAUAGUCUAGAGAUGAAUGGCCCAGAGACUCAGUGCUCUGUCUCCGUUAUGGGUAUGCAGUGCUUCCUGCUGGCAGAGGUGCUUUCUGUGCCAGGUGUUUCUGUGCCAGGACCCCAGGGCGCUCUCUGGCCAGUCUCUGGGCCUGGCAUGGCCUGGCCUGGCCUCCCGCUCCCUCGUCUUGUAGGGGACCUGCCACCCCGGCUCUGCACUCUGCCAUGUCUUUGUCAUGUGACAAGCUGCGUGUUUGCUGCCGGGGCAGGCACAAGGGUAUUAAACCCGGUGGGUUUGCACGGUUUCUUGCUCCACUGUCAGCCAUGGCUGCUGGGCACCAGCAGUGGGGCUGGGGUGUUUGCUGGGCAGACCUUGACCCCAGCAGUGUCAUUUGUUGGCCCAGCCUUUCUACUGAACACUGAUGGAAAUGAAUGUCUUCUGGUAUGUCUCGGUGCUUUGAAAUUUGAAGUGUAAUAAAU
Messenger RNA from Chroicocephalus ridibundus (black-headed gull), 3390 nucleotides. RefSeq names its product DNA polymerase lambda (gene POLL). Gene Ontology annotation, molecular function: DNA binding; DNA-directed DNA polymerase activity. The transcript is spliced from 9 exons. Gene Ontology annotation, biological process: double-strand break repair via nonhomologous end joining. The record is from RefSeq and is a predicted model, not a curated record. The coding region runs from base 112 to 1851 and encodes 579 amino acids. Gene Ontology annotation, cellular component: nucleus. NCBI's taxonomy places the organism in Eukaryota, Metazoa, Chordata, Aves, Charadriiformes, Laridae.